UCCAACUACGUUUGAGACGGGUUGAGAAACUUUGAAAAUUGAAAAAAUCUACCAUAAUUUCGUGGUAAAAUUAUCACCUCCUUCAUUGCAGUACGUGACGGUUUGUGAGAGAGAAAGAGAGAGGUAUAUAUCUAUAAGAUUUCUUAUAAAGUAAAAACAGACACUCCCAACGAUUUUUGUUACUCCUUUCUCACCACAAACACAAAAACAAGGAAGAGAAGAGAGAAAGAGGUGAAGGGUUUGGUCUGGUUUGAGAGAGUACUCUGUUUUGCAGGUGAACAAUGGUGAAGGAAGCACAAAGUGGAGCCCAAGAGGAGGUUGUUUCAGUGGAGCUUUCAGCUCCUCCAGCUUGGAAGAAACUGUUCUUUCCUAAGAAAGAAGGUACACAGAAGAAGAAUGAAAUUGUUUUCAUUGCUCCUACUGGGGAGGAAUUCCAUAGCAAGAAACAGCUGGAGCAAUACCUAAAAUCACACCCUGGUAAUCCUGCAAUAUCAGAGUUUAAUUGGGGUACUGGUGAGACCCCUAGGAGAUCUGCGAGGAUCAGUGAGAAGGCCAAGGCAACUCCACCAUCAGAGAGUGAACCCCCAAAGAAACGUGGCCGAUCUUCAGGUUCAAAGGACAACAAAGAAGCGGAAGCUGCAACUGGAAAAAAUGAAGGCCCAAGGGAAAUUAAAAUGCAAUAUGCAGAGGAAGCUGGGGAGAACGAUGUUCCCAAUGAAACUGUGGUGGAGAAUGGAAGUGAAGAUGAGAAAAGUGAGAUUGAUGAGGAGGAAAGCAUGAAUGUUCGUGCUUUUGCAAAAGCUUCUGAUGCUGCUAAAACCCAACCUGAGGAUAAAGUUAAACAGCAAGAUGUUGCAGCUGCAGCAGCAGGUGAAAUGCCUGCUGAAGAAGCUAAUGGUACGAGUGACAAGAAGCAAGAUGGGCCAGAUACUGUGACUGUGGAAGCAAAUGGGGGAGCAAAGCAAGAUGAUCCCAACAUAAUCACAUCUGCAUCCGAGGAAGUAAUGAAAGAGAAAGUUGGGGAGGUGAUUGGAAAUGGCAAGGUUAAUCAAGUGAGCUGCUGAAUAUAUUUCCAUAGCAAUUAGUCCUUUUGUAACACCCCUUCCACCUUUUGUUUUUGAGCUUUUGGAUUCCUUGGAUGACUAAUUUUAGUGCUGCUGAUGCUAGAUUUCAUUGUAUGUAGGGGAAUCAAGUUGUACCAAUGGUAGAAUAGGGUUUUAGAUUCUGUAGCCUUUUGUUACAAUCAGGAGGAACUUAGAUCUUAGACUGUAAGACAUCAUGUUCCUUGACUUUAUGGUUGGUUAGAUUUUAUAUUCUCUCGGUCUCUGCA
Messenger RNA from Quercus lobata, 1330 nucleotides. RefSeq names its product methyl-CPG-binding domain 11 (gene MBD11). The transcript is spliced from 2 exons. The record is from RefSeq and is a predicted model, not a curated record. NCBI's taxonomy places the organism in Eukaryota, Viridiplantae, Streptophyta, Magnoliopsida, Fagales, Fagaceae. Gene Ontology annotation, molecular function: DNA binding. Bases 282 to 1064 code for a protein of 260 amino acids.